Messenger RNA from Penicillium cinerascens, 753 nucleotides. Its product is annotated as thioesterase domain-containing protein. NCBI's taxonomy places the organism in Eukaryota, Fungi, Ascomycota, Eurotiomycetes, Eurotiales, Aspergillaceae. The coding region runs from base 1 to 753 and encodes 250 amino acids. Gene Ontology annotation, biological process: biosynthetic process. The transcript has 3 exons. The record is from RefSeq and is a predicted model, not a curated record.
AUGAUUCGACAAAUUCAGAAGCGACCUCCGGGGUCGGCUGCUACCCCACUGUUUCUGUUCCACGAUGCAAGUGGCACUAUCUCCAGCUAUUACGCUCUGAGUCCCAUGGAACGUGAUGUAUACGCCAUCUCAGAAUCGCGCACGAAAAGCGAUGCCUGUGGAACUCUUCAAGAGAUAAGUCGCCGAUACUACGCUGCUAUCAAAUCAAUCGUCCCUGAAGGGAGGGUUCUACUUGGUGGCUGGUCACUGGGCGGUAUGAUUGCACUUCAAGUCGCAUGGAUAUUCAGCCGAGAUCCUAAAGUAAACGUGGAUGGCAUCAUAAUGGUGGACAGUCCCUUUCCUGACUAUCGCCAUGUCGUCCAUUCUGCUCUUGAUUCUCCCAUCUCGGAAGACGGCUUGACGACCGCGACGAACAGACUGGAGAGUUCCAUCUUGCGAACCGUAAGCAUGUUACGCAACUGGCGGGCUCCUGUGUGGCGACGACAGCGCCAGCCGUACACUGUUAUGUUGUGUGCGACCGAGCGUGUGAUUCAUGAAACCAUCCCGGCUUUGUCCUUUGUCGACCAAUUCAGAGACAGCCCGACCCUGGGGUGGAACGAGCGUGCUGGCUUUGCAGUUGUGAACAAGAACUAUUCGAUUGACGGCCACCACUUCAGCCUCUUUGAGCCUAGAAACGUCGCAUCUGUCACGAGGGCAGUAGCAACUAUUGCAGGGGACAUGGAGCUGUUGGCCUGUCUCGACGACGACGAAUGA